CCCGGAGCCACGCGCAUCAUGGACACGGAAGGAACGGAAAGCUCCGCGCACGAUCCGCGGUACCGGCCCGCUCUCCCCGGACUCCCUUCGCCUCCCCCUGCCUUCCCCCGGACCCUCUCCCCUAAAGCCCGGGACUUUAUGGACUUCAGGCGCGCGCAGACAAAGCGAGCACGCGGCUCCGUUUGUUUACCGCGCGCCUCGUCUCCAGGCCACGCGCGAACUUCUCCAUCCCGCGGAGAGCCGCCUCCGCUGGGGUCUGGAGUCCGCGGUGCGACCGGAGCAGCGGAGGGAGCCCGGGCUUAGGAUGCUCUCCCCCGUGUGUCCCUCGUGUGUGUCCCCCGUGUCUCCUUCCCUCUUUUUCUCCCUCCCUCCUUCUCUCUCCCUCUCUUCAACCCUCUCUCACUCACGGCUUGUGUUUUUCUCGUUCAGAAAAAUGUUCGUGGGGGGGCUGAGCUGGCAGACGACCCAAGAGGGGCUGAGGGAGUACUUCGGGAGGUUCGGGGAUGUGAAAGACUGUAUGGUGAUGCGGGACCCCGUCACCAAGCGCUCCAGGGGUUUCGGGUUCGUGACGUACGAGGAGCAGGCUGGAGUGGACAAAGUCUUGGCCCAGAGCAAACAUGAGCUGGAUUCUAAGACGAUCGACCCGAAGGUGGCAUUCCCUCGAAGAGCCCAACCCAAGUUGGUGACCAGGACUAAGAAGAUCUUUGUUGGAGGUCUUUCUGUGAGCACCUCCAUUGAGGACGUCAGACAGUACUUCGACCAGUUUGGGAAGGUCGAUGACGCCAUGUUAAUGUUCGACAAGACCACCAACAGACACAGAGGUUUCGGUUUUGUGACAUUUGAAAAUGAGGAGGUGGUGGAGAAAGUGUGUGAGAUUCACUUUCAUGAGAUCAACAGUAAAAUGGUGGAGUGUAAGAAAGCCCAGCCCAAAGAGGUUAUGACCCCGAGCUCCUCCAGGGGGCGCUCCAGAGUGGUGCCAUAUGGAGUGGAUGCUGCGUUUAUGCUUGGGAUCGGGAUGCUUGGUUACCCGAGUUUCCAGACGACGACCUACACCAGCAGAACCUUCACCCCGGGGUUCCCCUACCAGCUGCCAGAGUUCCAGUUGGAGCGAACGCCUCUCCUGUCCUCGGCCCACCCCCCAGAGCUCACAGCAAUCCCUCUGACAGCAACUGCAUUCGGCCCGAUGACCUCAGCCGUGGUCAGAGUCUGUCCCGUCUCAGGCUCCGCCCCCUCGCGCCCUGCCUUCUUGAGUACCAGCAGCCCUGGACCAAUGGCUGAGCUUUACGCCACAGCGGCCAAUCAGGACGCAACAGUGAGCGGUUACAUCAGCGCCGCCAGCCCCGCACCCUCCACGGGCUUCGGACACAAUCUGGGGGCUCCUCUCAUCGCCGCCUUCACAAACGGCUACCACUGACCUGAGGAUGCCAACCAGUCACAGCACUUCCAGGCUCUGUGCUGAUUGGCCGCUCUGUCCUGAGGCUCUGUGUUGAUUGGCUGCUGUGUGACCCAGAGCGCCCCCUCCUGGCACUGAGGGGAGAGACUGAUGGACAGUCUGAGCAAAGGCGAGUGACUUUUCUGUAGCGUUGCGACAUUUAAUAGACAAAAGGUUUUCAUACAAACGUGUUUCCUAAAGCUGCGGCUCAAAUGUAUA
Molecule: messenger RNA, 1651 nt
Organism: Periophthalmus magnuspinnatus
Lineage: Eukaryota; Metazoa; Chordata; Actinopteri; Gobiiformes; Gobiidae
Product: RNA-binding protein Musashi homolog 1-like
Exons: 13
Coding region: 305-1414 (369 amino acids)
Cellular component (GO): cytoplasm
Molecular function (GO): RNA binding
Source: RefSeq, a predicted model, not a curated record